This is a messenger RNA of Kickxella alabastrina, 588 nucleotides long. RefSeq names its product thioredoxin-like protein. The transcript is spliced from 3 exons. Gene Ontology annotation, cellular component: cytoplasm. NCBI's taxonomy places the organism in Eukaryota, Fungi, Kickxellomycota, Kickxellomycetes, Kickxellales, Kickxellaceae. The record is from RefSeq and is a predicted model, not a curated record. Gene Ontology annotation, biological process: protein folding. Bases 1 to 588 code for a protein of 195 amino acids.
AUGCCGGCAAUGGAUCCCAACGAGGACACCGAGUGGAACGAUAUUCUGCGCAAGCACGGCAUUCUGCCCCAGCAGGUCAAGAUCACGCAAAACGACAUCUACGACUCUGCUGUAGAGAAGGCACAGGAAGAGGAGAGCAGGCGCCUGGAAAAUCUCGACCUUGACGAGCUCGAUGAGCUGGAGGACGAAGAAGACGACCGCAUUCUGGAGUUCUACCGGCAACAGCGGUUGGCCGAAAUGCAAGCGCAUCUGGACAAGGAGAAAUUCGAGUGCAAGCUGAUGAAUCGCAUUUUGUCUGAGCUCGCUCAGCAGUACCGCGCGACAAAGUUUGUCAAGAUCGUCUCUGUCGAGUGUAUCCAUAAUUAUCCGGAUGCUAAUUUGCCGACGCUGCUGGUCUACGGCAAGGGCGAUAUGCAAGGGCAGCUCGUGCGCUUGGACCGCUUUGGUGGCAUGCGGACGAAGCGCAAGACAUUGAGAAGUAUCUGCUGGACAUGGGUGCGAUUGACUCGAGCCUCCGCCGCCCUCUGCCCAACGAGAACGCCUCCGACGAAGAGAGCGACGACGAUUCUGCAAGCCAGUGUACUUUGA